AAAGCAGAAAGAGAAGAUGCAUCUUGUUGAAGAUCUUACAUUUUGCCAUUUCUUCUGUCCCACUGCCAUGUUGGCAGCUGCUACUUUCUUUCUCAUUCUCUACAUCAUCUCCAGAUUCAUCUUGGAGAAAAUGGGAAAGGAACCUCCAGGACCAAGACAUCUGCCUCUGAUUGGAAACCUGUUGCAGCUCGAUCUGAAGAGGCCCCAUAACACCCUGUUUGAGUUGUCCAAGAAAUAUGGUUCUGUAUUCACUGUUUACUUUGGACCCACUAAAGUGGUGGUUCUGGCUGGAUACAAGACAGUCAAGGAGGCUCUGGUCAAUUAUUCAGAGGAGUUUGGAGAUCGAAGUGUCACCCCCAUUUUUGAAGAUAUAACUCAGGGUCAUGGCAUUUUGUUUGCAAAUGGAGAUUCAUGGAAAGAAAUGAGGCGUUUUGCAAUUUCUACCCUGAAAGACUUUGGAAUGGGCAAAAGAGUAAUUGAGGACAAAGUCAUUGAGGAAUGCCACCAUCUGAUCCAAGCGAUUGAAAGUCAUAAAGGGAAACCAUUUGUUACAGUUGAUCUGUUGACUUAUGCUGCAUCCAGCAUUAUCAGUUCUCUGUUGUACGGCAGCAGAUUUGAAUACGAUGACUCCCAAUUCUUAGACAUGUUGAGGACUACCAAUGAAAACAACCGCCUCCUUGGUUCUGUGGGAAUCCAGUUUUAUAACACGUUUCCUUGGCUGCACCAUUUCAUCGCCAACCGGAAGCUGAUUUUAAAGUAUACUGAGGGGAACAUCAGACGGUUCAAAGAGUUGCUCAACAAUCUUAAAGAGACGCUGAACUCUCACAUGUGCAGGGGGUUGGUGGACUGUUUCCUCAACCGUAAGAAGAAAGAUGAGGAUUCUGGUGUUGAAGAUUCUCAUUUCCAUGAGAGUAACUUGAUUUUCACUGUGGCUAAUCUAUUUGCUGCCGGAACUGACACGACAGCAACAACACUAAAUUGGGCUUUGCUGUUGAUGGCCAAAUAUCCACAAAUACAGGAUCGUGUCCAGGCGGAGCUUUGGAAAGUUAUUGGAAAUCGUCAAAUCAGAAUGGAUGACAGAAGAAACCUGCCAUAUACUGAUGCGGUUAUUCAUGAGACCCAGAGGUUUGCCAGUAUUCUACCAAUGUCACUCCCUCAUAAAACCUCAAAGGAUGUGACCUUCCAGGGGCAUUUUCUUAAAAAGGGGACAAUAGUUUAUCCUUUACUGAUGUCUGUCCUACAUGAUGAGAGUGAAUGGGAGAGCCCGCACACUUUCAACCCCUCCCACUUUCUGGACAAAGAGGGUCAAUUUGUUAAACGAGAGGCUUUUUUGCCAUUUUCUGCAGGUCGAAGACUUUGUCUUGGGGAAGGCUUGGCAAGGAUGCAGCUGUUGCUCUUCUUCUCCUCCCUCCUCCAGAGGUUCAGAUUCACUCCUCCACCUGGAGUUGGGGAGGAUGACCUUGAUUUGACUCCAGGUUUCAGUUUUAUUAGUGGGCCUUUGCCACAUGAACUAUGUGCAUCAACCACUCUUGACCCCCCAGUGGAAAGUAUUAAGUCUGCUUAA
Messenger RNA from Thalassophryne amazonica, 1564 nucleotides. Its product is annotated as cytochrome P450 2K1-like. The transcript has 9 exons. Gene Ontology annotation, biological process: xenobiotic metabolic process. Gene Ontology annotation, molecular function: heme binding; iron ion binding; oxidoreductase activity, acting on paired donors, with incorporation or reduction of molecular oxygen, reduced flavin or flavoprotein as one donor, and incorporation of one atom of oxygen. The coding region runs from base 17 to 1564 and encodes 515 amino acids. Gene Ontology annotation, cellular component: cytoplasm; intracellular membrane-bounded organelle. The record is from RefSeq and is a predicted model, not a curated record. Lineage: Eukaryota; Metazoa; Chordata; Actinopteri; Batrachoidiformes; Batrachoididae.